Messenger RNA from Balearica regulorum gibbericeps (East African grey crowned-crane), 2810 nucleotides. Lineage: Eukaryota; Metazoa; Chordata; Aves; Gruiformes; Gruidae. The record is from RefSeq and is a predicted model, not a curated record.
AUCCUGUAGUUCAAAUUGCCAUUGACAACUCUCGAAACAUCUUACACACCCGCUCAGAAAAAGGAAUGCUGCAAGUUUAUGAUUUGGGACAAGAUGGUCAAGGAAUGACCAGGGUUACUUCUCUUUCACAAAAUGCUAUAGUGUCUGCUGCUGGGAGCAUUGCCAGAACAAUAGAUCGUUCUGUAUUUAAGCCUAUUGUUCAAAUAGCAGUGAUUGAAAGUUCUGAAUCCAUAGACUGUCAACUACUAGCAAUCACACAUGCAGGUGUCCGACUGUAUUUUAGUACUUCACAAUUUAAGCAUCCAACAGCUCGUCCCUCCACCUUAACCUUGGUUCAUGUUCGUUUGCCGCCUGGAUUUUCAGCUUCUUCAAACGUGGAGAAGCCCGCAAAGGUUCACAGAGCUCUUUAUAGUAAAGGAGUCCUGCUGAUGGCAGCUUCAGAAAAUGAGGAUAAUGACAUCCUGUGGUGUAUCAAUCAUGACUCUUUUCCUUUUCAAAAGCCAAUGAUGGAAACACAGAUGACCACUCGUGUUGAUGGACAUUCCUGGGCUCUUUCUGCUAUCGAUGAAUAUAAAGUUCAGAAGAUAGUAACACCACUAAAUAAAGACAUUAUUCCAAUAACUGAUUCGCCUGUUGUUGUGCAGCAACACAUGCUGCCACCUAAGAAGUUUGUUCUGCUUUCAGCCCAGGGGAGCUUUAUGUUUCAUAAACUCAGACCUGUCGAUCAGCUGCGGCAUCUGCUUGUUAGCAAUAUAGGUGGAGAUGGAGAAGAGAUUGAAAGAUUUUUCAAGUUGCAUCAGGAGGAUCAGGCCUGUGCCACUUGCCUUAUCUUGGCCUGUUCUAAUGCUGCAUGUGAUCGAGAAGUAUCUGCCUGGGCUACUCGAGCGUUCUUCAGGUAUGGCGGAGAAGCACAAAUGAGAUUUCCAUCAGCUCUGCCUCCUCCAAGCAAUGUUGGACCUAUUCUGGGUUCUCCUGUUCCUUCAGUAACAGGUCCAGGUGGAAGAUGGCACCAUUCUUCUGCUACUACUUACUCAGUUUGCUCAAAGGUUACCCCCUUGACUGUUGAUAGUCCAUAUCCUAAUCUUAGCUUUUUGACAACACCUGGGCAAGGUUUACAACCUCUUAGUAUGUCAACUCCCGUAUUUCCUUCUGGGAAUUCCAUGUCUCAUCCUGGUACAUCCAUUAGUGGAAUGAUGGGUCCUGAGAUAGUAUUUUCUGGAAGACACAAUGGCAUCUGCAUAUACUUUGCUCGAAUUAUAGGAAAUAUUUGGGAUGGCAGUAUAGUUGUGGAGAGAGUUUUCAAAAGUGGCAAUCGAGAAGUUGUUGCAGUAGAAAGCAGUGUUCCAUCCCAUGUACUGGAAUGUGUACUACAAGAACUAAAAGGUUUACAAGAAUUUCUGGAUAGAAAUUCACAGUUUGCUACAGUAGGAGCCCUUGGAAACCCAAGUUUCAGUACACCAGCCAAUCUGCAACAGAGGCUCCUGGGUUUCAUGCGGCCCGAUGGUGGAAGUUCUCAGCAAGUCCAGCAAGAACUCCAGAGAAAAUAUCAUGCUGAGGCACAGCUAACUGAGAAGACCUCACUUCAAGGCAUCCAGCAGCUUGUUUGCAAAACCUGCCAGGCACUGGCUUUAUGGAAGUUGCUGUGUGAGCACCAAUUCAGUGUUGUCGUUGGUGAGCUUCAGAAGGAACUUCAAGAACAUCUAAAGAUUACUGCUUUCAAAGACUUGGUAAUUAGAGACAGAGAGUUGACUGGAGCGCUCAUUGCUUCUCUCAUAAACUGUUAUAUCAGAGAUAACGCUGCUGUGGAUGGCAUCAUUGCCCAUUUGCAAGAUAUCUGUCCUCUUCUUUAUAGCACUGAUGAUGCUGUGUGUUCCAAGGCAAAUGAACUGCUUCAGCGGUCUCGGCAGGCCCAAAGCAAACUGGAAAAAGAGAAGAUGCUGAGAGAGUCACUGAAAGAGUACCAGAAGAUCAGCAAUCAAGUAGACCUUGCUAAUGUUUGUGCACAGUAUAGGCAAGUGCGUUUCUAUGAGGGAGUAGUAGAACUCUCUCUUACAGCUGCUGAGAAGAAAGAUCCCCAAGGUCUUGGCCUUCAUUUCUAUAAAAAUGGAGAACCAGAAGAGGAUGUUGUUGGACUCCAAGCUUUUCAAGAGAGAUUGAACAGCUACAAGUGUAUCACUGACACCCUUCAAGAGUUAGUGAAUCAAAGUAAAGCUGCUCCUCAGUCUCCCAGUGUACCCAAAAAGCCAGGUCCUCCGGUGCUGUCGUCUGACCCCAACAUGCUAAGCAAUGAAGAAGCAGGGCACCAUUUUGAACAAAUGCUAAAACUAGCUCAGCGUUCAACAGAUGAACUCUUCAGUAUUGCACUUUACAACUGGUUGAUACAAGUUGACUUGGCAGACAAACUGUUACAGGUUACUGCCCCCUUUUUGGAACCCUACCUUGUGCGGAUGACCAAGAUUGACCAAAACAAAGUCCGUUAUAUGGAUUUACUGUGGAGAUACUUUGAAAAGAACAGAAAUUUUAGUAAUGCAGCCAGAGUCUUGGCUAAGUUGGCUGACCUGCAUAGCACAGAAAUUUCUCUUCAGCAGCGUCUUGAAUACAUUGCACGUGCCAUUUUGAGUGCCAAAAGUUCCACUGCCAUAUCCUCUAUAGCUGCAGAUGGUGAAUUCCUACAUGAACUAGAAGAAAAAAUGGAAGUUGCAAGGAUUCAGCUUCAAAUACAAGAAACAUUACAAAGACAGUAUUCCCAUCAUUCUUCAGUGCAAGAUGCAAUCUCCCAGCUUGAUGCUGAGCUGAUGGAUAUAACUAAG